AUGCUGCAGUUUCUGAAAAGGGGUGUUGACAUUCUAGUAGCCACUCCUGUGGGCCUGGUUGAUAUGAUUAAGAGGAGUUGUGUAUCCCUCAGGAAUGUUAAGUUCUUGGCUGUAGAUGAGACUGAUCUUAUGUUGGAUAUGGGGUUUGAGCCUCAACUUCGGAGAAUUCACCAACAAAUGGAAAUGCCACGUGGGUGUCAGGCAGACUCUGCUUUUUCAGCGCAACAUUCCCUACAGAAAUACAGGUUGAAGCUUGCAUCAGAAUUCCUUUCGAACCAUGUAUUUCUAGCUGCUCGGAAAAUUCAAUCAAGGGCUGGCCACAUAGCUGAAAAGGCUGUUCCAACCAAGAAAUCAGAUGGCACUGAAAGAAAGGGGUAUGUUGGGACAACAACAAUGGUGUUCGAACACUUAGGUAACCUUUAUGUAACUGUAGAUUCACGAGCAACAUUGGAAGAUAACUAUAGUGGGGUCAUGAGGGUUAGAGACUAUGGACGUAAGGUUGUGGUUAUACAUGACACUUUGUUAGUAACAAUAUGUGGACCUCUCGAUUAUGCUGCAACUCUUGUUCAUCGCCUCUGUAGACGUUGCAGGCGGCAAUUUGCUGAGGAUGGAAGAGAGGUGAGUGCCUACGAAGCUUUAGAAAUGCUGCUUCAAUUGAGGGAUCAAAGUCCCUCUACCAAUUGGAGCCAGAUGACAGAUUUGAUAUGA
Messenger RNA from Oldenlandia corymbosa var. corymbosa, 708 nucleotides. The record is from the annotation of a GenBank genome assembly. NCBI's taxonomy places the organism in Eukaryota, Viridiplantae, Streptophyta, Magnoliopsida, Gentianales, Rubiaceae.